Messenger RNA from Perognathus longimembris pacificus (Pacific pocket mouse), 1400 nucleotides. It is a transcript of the gene As3mt, whose product is annotated as arsenite methyltransferase. The transcript is spliced from 10 exons. Lineage: Eukaryota; Metazoa; Chordata; Mammalia; Rodentia; Heteromyidae. Gene Ontology annotation, molecular function: arsenite methyltransferase activity. Bases 117 to 1313 code for a protein of 398 amino acids. Gene Ontology annotation, cellular component: cytosol. The record is from RefSeq and is a predicted model, not a curated record. Gene Ontology annotation, biological process: toxin metabolic process; arsonoacetate metabolic process.
CUUCCUCCCCAGCCCCUUCCCCUGCCCCGCGCGCCGAGGCUCCGUGCUUCCUCUCGGCUCCGGCCGAGCCAGGGCGGCUGCCUGCCUCUUUCAGCUCCCUUUUUCCUCUCCCCGCAAUGGCCGCCCCCAGUCCCGCAGAGAUCCGGAGAGACGUGCAGAACUACUACGGCCAGGUGCUGAAGACGACGGCAGAUCUGCAGUCCAACGCCUGUGUCACGGCGGAGAGGCCGCUCCUCCCGCGCGUCCGGGAAGCCCUGCAGAACGUGCACGAGGAAGUGGCCCUGAGGUAUUAUGGCUGUGGUAUUGCCAUUCCCGAGUGCCUAGAAAACUGUUGGAUUUUGGAUCUGGGGUGUGGAAGUGGCAGAGAUUGCUAUGCGCUUAGUCAGCUGGUUGGUGAGAAAGGGCAUGUCACCGGAAUAGACAUGACCGAAGGUCAGGUGGAAGUGGCUAAGAAGUAUCUCGACUACCACAUGGAAAAAUUUGGCUUCCAGACAUGCAAUGUGACUUUUAUCCAUGGCUGCCUUGAGAAGUUGGCACAGGCUGGAAUCCCGAAUGAGAGCUAUGAUAUUGCUAUAUCAAAUUGUGUUAUUAACCUUGUGCCAGAUAAACAGCAAGUUCUUCAGGAGGUAUAUCAGGUGCUGAAGCCUGGUGGGGAGCUAUAUUUCAGUGAUGUGUACGCUAGCCUUGAACUGCCUGAAGAAAUCAAGACACACACAAUUCUAUGGGGCGAGUGCCUGGGUGGUGCUUUGUACUGGAAGAGUCUUGCCAUCCUUGCCCAAAAACUUGGGUUCUGCUCUCCACGUUUGGUCACUGCCAAUUUCAUUACAAUUCAAAACAAGGAACUAGAAAGCAUUGUUGGUGACUGUCGUUUUGUUUCUGCCACUUUUCGCCUCUUCAAACUCUCUAAGACAGGACCAGCCAAAAGAUGCCAAGUUAUUUAUAAUGGAGGAAUCACAGGAUAUGAAAAAGAACUAAUAUUGGAUGCAAAUUUCACAUUCAAGAAAGGUGAAAUUGUUGAAGUGGAUGAAGAGACAGCAGCUAUCUUGAAGAAUUCACGCUUUGCUCAAGGUUUUGUUUUUAGACCAAUUGAAGAGAUGCUGGAACUGGGAAGUUGUUCUGCAUUGAAAUCAAAGGUUCUUAUCACAGAUCCAUUCAAGCUCGCAGCAGAAUCUGGCAACAGAAAGCCCAGCUGUGCACCUGAUGUUGCUGGGGGUUGCUGUGGCAAGAAGAGAAUCUACAGCAGAAAAUCUACAGCAGAAAAGAGCCCACCGCAAGUGGGCAGGGAGCUGAAGAAUGAGGCAUAUAGUUUUUAACCCGCUCUUCCCCACAGCACAGAGCAGAGGAAUAAAUGGGAAAGAGCACUAUAUUAGAGUUCAUUGAUGAAAAUAAUGUGCUAAUGA